AAUCAGAGACAAGUGUACUUCACGCUGCGACUUUCAAAACGAAUCACAGACGUGAGAUCGAUUGUUCAUCGCGUUUUCGGUUUCAUGGAUUUAAUGUUGUAAAACCACUGUGGAAAGAUGUCUGGAAAAGUAAUACCAGUACGUGUUGCAUUGAGAGCAAGACCUUUGAUUCUAAAAGAAGAGAAUGAAGGAUGUCAGACCUGCCUCUGGUUUAAUUCGAAUGAGCCCCAGGUUGUGAUUGGAAAAGACAAAGCCUUUACAUUUGACUAUGUCUUUUCACCCAAAGACAAUCAACAGGAUGUUUAUGAAAAAGCAGUUAGAAAGCUUGUCAAAAAUACUUUUAAAGGCUACCAUGCCACUGUUUUGGCCUAUGGUCAGACAGGAAGUGGUAAGACAUACUCUAUGGGGGGAUGUUAUGAGGCCUCAUUAUCACAAGAUGAAGAAAUGAUGGGUAUCAUUCCUCGUAUCUUGAAGGAUCUUUUCAAGGGGAUACAAGAACGACCAGAUUGCGACUUUAAAGUCAGAGUUUCCUAUCUUGAGAUUUACAAUGAAGAUUUGCUGGAUCUCUUGUGCACGCCAGCUCAGAGGCAGCCACUCUCUAUUAGAGAAGAAAUAAAUGGGGAAAUAAAGAUUAAAGGUCUGAGAGAGAUGAAUGUUUCAACCCUAGAUGAAACACUUCAGUGUCUUGCACAUGGUGCACGUUAUCGCACUACUGGUGCUACAGCCAUGAAUGACACAUCUAGUCGGUCGCAUGCCAUCUUUACAGUGCAUGUUGAUUGUUCUAAGAAAGAUGAUGUAAAUGAUAGUUGGCAAGCCAAGUUUCACCUGGUAGAUCUGGCUGGAUCUGAAAGAGCAAAGAAAACUCGGGCCGAAGGAGACAGAUUUAAGGAAGGAGUCAAUAUCAACAAAGGCCUUCUGGCUCUUGGUAAUGUUAUCAGUGCCCUAGGUGAAGACACUGCAAAAAGAGGUCAUAUUCCAUACAGGGAUUCCAAAUUAACUCGUCUUUUGCAAGAUUCACUGGGUGGCAACAGCCACACUUUAAUGGUAGCCUGUGUGAGCCCCGCUGAUUCCAACAUGGAGGAGACACUAAAUACACUUAGAUAUGCAGACAGAGCUCGCAAAAUUAAAAAUAAACCUGUCAUCAAUCGUGAUCCACAGAGCGAUGAAAUAAUACGACUACGAGAAAUAGUUCAGUCUCUUCAGCUGCAACUUUUGCAGAGAGGAGGGGCAUGCAGUAAUGUGAAUUCAGAAAGUAGCCUGUUGAGCUCCAUCAGUACAGAGAGUCGAGAGGAGCUGACAAAACUUGCCGAGAGAGCCAAGCAGCUGGAGGAGGAGAACAUUGAGCUUACCCGUGAGCUGCAGUCUGCUGUUGAUCAGAACACACGCAUGUUUGGGAGCAUCAUACAGCUGGAAGCCUCUCGUGACCGUCUCAAAAACAAACUACGCUCAUUCAAGCAGGACACAGGUGUGGACUUCGAACUGCUGAGCUCUAGUCUGGAUGUGGAGAGCAACCCACAGAUGAAAGCAGAGCUGGAAAAGCUCCGAAAGCUCACUGAACAGGUCAAGGACAAUAAUGCAGACUCUGAUGAAGAUGCAGAUAUUGUAGAGGAGGAUGAAGAAGUACAUAUAGCAGAAAGAGAUACAGAGCAGGAUGCUGCACCUGACACUCCUGACUCGAGGGCUAUGAAUACCCGCCAUGCACUGCGUCAAGCUCAGAUGUCACGGGAGUUGCAAGAACUGAACCGUAUCCUAUCUCGCAAACAGGAACUGGCCAGCCAGAUGGACCGUUCUGAAGAGGAGAUGGCCACAAUGCGGGCCCACUAUGAAAAACUGAUGCAAGAAUGGGAAGGGAAAGUUAGCCAGCUCGAGAAGGAGAAAGAGGAACUGAGCAUGACUCUCUUUGAUGCUCGAACCAAUGCAAAUGCAACCAAAGUCAGUGAGCAGCGGCGUAAACGACUGCAGGAGCUGGAACAGGAAAUGGCACAGCUGAAGCGAAAAAUGGCAGAUCAGGCCAAGAUCCUCAAACUGAAGGACAGUUCUGAGAAGCAUGUGUCUCGUCUCAAUGUAGAGAUCCAGAGCUUGAAGCAGCAGCGGGUCAAGCUUAUGAAGCAGAUGAAAGAAGAAAAUGAUGUAUGGAGACGAUGGAAACAACAGAAAGACAAGGAAGUGCUACAGCUUAUGCAAAAAGAUCGUAAAAGGCAAGCUGAAUUAGCUAAACUGCAGCAAACGAAUGAAAAGCAACAAAGUGUGCUCAAACGCAAAGUAGAAGAGGCUGCUGCAGCCAACAGACGCCUAAAGGAGGCUUUGUCAAGACAAAAGGCUGUGCUAGCAGAGCGUAGUACAAAAAUGGACACUUGUGAUGCAACUUCCAUUGGCAACCGUGUUCGUAAAUGGCUCAGUCAUGAACUGGAUGUUCGAGUAAGUCUACGUGAAGCAAGAUACCACAUGGAGGCCCUCAUGGCUGAUCGCAAAGAACUCAGUCAACAGAUGAGGCACCUGAAAGAAAGAAUAGGAGAAGCAUCACCAUCUAAGAAAUACUUAUGGAUGGAUGACAGUGGGUCUCGAGGAGAAAAAAGCUUUGAAGAGGAAGAGAUAAGAAAGCAAAUUGAAGUGCUAGCUACAGAGAUUGAACUAAGAAAUGUGCAGAUUCAAGACCUUCAGCAGAAAAUAUGUGAUGCUGAUCAAGAAAGCAAAGGAAAAUCUGUGUGGGAAGGUUUGCACACCAUGAUGGAGGCCAAGUGUGCCUUAAAGUGGUUGUUGGAUCAGGCUGUGGAUGCCAAGGCUGAGCGUACCACACUUCAAGGAGAAUUAAAGGACAUACACCAAAUGUCAGAGAGCAACAAAGAAGUGGAGCAGGAACUGUUGACAAAAAUCAAGCGGCUGCAGAAAGUGCAUGAAGAAGAACUUAUGCAGCUCAGGAAAGAACAUGAACAGAAGACUCUUCUUCUGCUGGGAGUUAAUCCCAAAAAGACAACAAACAACGCAAAUGACAAAACAUUGAAAGCAAAACUAGACAUUAUGGAGGCUGAGCUGGCCAAGAUGUCCUCCUUGUCUGACGAGCUUGAAAAGAAAAAGGAAGAGUGUGAAGAACUGAAACGGCACAUGACAGGACUGAUGUAUGAUGGCAAGCUUGCUUUAAUGCCUAGCAUUGAUGAUCCUCAUGCAUCACCAUUCCUCACCCCCAGGCCUAAAUUGCAGGCUAAACAUAAAAAUGCACCAGGAAAAGUUUUUCAGCCAGAAACUCCAAGUGGGUUUACAGACUUAGAGUCAGAAGAGGAUGAUGAAAGGAAUGACCCAAGCUGGAAAGUAUCUUCUGCUGUCGCACGUAACCUACCAAAGAGAUCCUUCUCCUCCUCCUCUCCUGUGGAUGUAAAGGAAACUGUGAAACAAAACGGUGUUCUUGCUCCAAGAACAAUCGUCACUGUAACAGUGGCUGUGCCUGUGACCCCAGUGGUUGUGUCAACAAAGUCUUAGAGGCUGCUUCCACCAGCAGCAGCAUCCUUAACAGCACAUUCUGUGUAGAUAGUCAAAAUUCUAAAGAUAGCGACGACACCUUAGACAGCAAAGCUACUAAAGAAAACAUCAGACCUAGAAUGAACUCCAAAAGCAAGCUACUUGACAUGACAUCAGAGGUUUGUAGCUCAGGGAAGUUCGAGAAACCAGAAGGCGAGUCAGUUCAGCGAAAUAAACGCAGCGGGGAAAUUGAUUUGCAGUUUCCAGGCCUUGAAGAGCCCCUCCAGGGAUUAGGGAUGAAACGGAAAAAGAAGAUGAUGAGUAGCAAUGUCAGCUACUUUGGUCCUCUGGCAUGAGGGCUCAUGUCCUUCAACUAUUCAAGAGCAGAGGACCUACUGUUCAUGAAACAGUGAAAUGAAAUAUACUUUAUGGUAUAAUCACAUGGUAGGUGGUGUGCAAUGAGAAAGGAUUUGAGAGAUUGUAUAUAAUAGACUUGUACAGACUUCAUAGUAAUGAUGCCUGUACAGAGGUUGUAAUAAACUUCAAAAUCAACUUGGUGAUUGAAGGCAGACUGUUAUGCUAUUGUUUGCAGUGUUGUUGAUGGAGUUUCCACUGAAACAUACUUUUAACAUGGUACAAAUAAAGAGUGAGUGAAUGAGAGAGGAGUACUGGAGUUGAGAUAAUAGAGGGAAGUACAGAAAGAGAGAAAGCACCAUGGGAGAAGAAGCAAAACUGCCUCAUUCCAGAAAAAUAGCUAUUUCAUGGCAGCUUUUCUUACAUUUUUUUUUUAUUAUUAGGAAAUGUGCUUAUUAUAACCAUAAAUUGACAUUUAAUUGUAUAGUUUAUCAUGAACUGAUUUUUUUUUUAUUCUAGUGUUCAAGUUACAAUUUCCCUCUUAAUCUUAUGAAUUGACAUUAGUUGUGUUAUUGUGCUGUGUGCCAUCUGCUUAUUCUACAAUGUAUUACCCAUAUUAUGCUUGCAACCAAUAUAAAUCUUGGUCAUGGGGUCUUGCUUGGUCAUUUGGAUUUAUGUAGUUGCUCUUUUCUGUAGCAUAUGCUUACUUUCAUUCUAUUACACAAGGCAAGGGUUGUGAUUUGUAUAUACUGUUUGUUUCAUAACAGGUCAUGAAAUUUUAAUUCAUAUAUUUUUGUGGACCAGGCAUUUUAUGUUUACUAAUGCACAAAAACCAAUGGAAGAGAAAGAGAGUAAGUCAGGAAGCAGAAUACUGUUUUUUGUACUCAAAUGCUUAAGAAAACAGGAUAAGAAUUCUGCAAAACAUUUGUCAUUAAAACAAAUGCAAUUGUA
This is a messenger RNA of Pomacea canaliculata, 4758 nucleotides long. RefSeq names its product chromosome-associated kinesin KIF4-like. Lineage: Eukaryota; Metazoa; Mollusca; Gastropoda; Architaenioglossa; Ampullariidae. Gene Ontology annotation, biological process: mitotic spindle organization; microtubule-based movement. The coding region runs from base 118 to 3474 and encodes 1118 amino acids. The record is from RefSeq and is a predicted model, not a curated record. The transcript has 29 exons. Gene Ontology annotation, molecular function: microtubule binding; microtubule motor activity; ATP binding.